Messenger RNA from Danio aesculapii, 5713 nucleotides. It is a transcript of the gene arhgap42b, whose product is annotated as rho GTPase-activating protein 42. The transcript has 25 exons. Gene Ontology annotation, biological process: signal transduction. Bases 196 to 2778 code for a protein of 860 amino acids. NCBI's taxonomy places the organism in Eukaryota, Metazoa, Chordata, Actinopteri, Cypriniformes, Danionidae. The record is from RefSeq and is a predicted model, not a curated record. Gene Ontology annotation, molecular function: GTPase activator activity; protein binding. Gene Ontology annotation, cellular component: cytoplasm.
GAUGAAAGUUCAGAGCGCGGAAGUGAAGACAGAAACUUUUCGCCUGAAUCUCUGCAAGAGAGCAGCAACAAGUUCCCGCGUUCAGCUUUGGAAGAGGAUGUCGAGGAAGAUGAGGAUGAUGAUGACACGGAUCGGUCAGUGUCUUUGAGGAAACCGCAGUUCGUUGUUUUGUGAAGUUUUAGUUCAGCUCGGAUUAUGGGGUUGCCGACUUUAGAGUUCAGUGACUCGUUUGUGGACAGUCCGGACUUUAGAGAAAGACUCAAAUGCCAUGAAAUCGAGCUGGAUCGAACCAACAAGUUCAUCAAAGAGCUGAUUAAAGAUGGACACCAGCUGAUCUGCGCGCUCAAGAAUCUCUCGGCAGCAGUGCAGAAGUUCUCUCAGUCCUUGCAGGAGUUUCAGUUUGAGUGCAUUGGCGACGCAGAGACGGAUGAUGAAGUGAACAUCGGUAAAAACAUCACUUCUUUUUCCCCAUUAUUAUCCUUAAUAGAGAGAGAGAGGGCACAGUUAAUACAGAACGCAGAUGAUGUUCUAAUCACACCGUUGGAGAGAUUCAGGAAAGAACAGAUCGGAGCAGCCAAAGAGGGGAAGAAGAAAUUUGACAAGGAGGCGGAAAAGUAUUAUUCCACACUGGACAAACAUCUCAACCUGUCAUCCAGAAAAAAAGAGUCAGCUCUCCAAGAGGCUGACGCUCAGAUUGAUAAGGAAAGGCAGCUCUUUUAUGACGCAUCGCUAGAAUACGUCUUCAAAAUCCAGGACGUUCAAGAGAAGAAGAAAUUUGAGUUUGUCGAGCCGCUCUUGGCCUUCCUGCAGGGUCUGUUCACAUUCUACCAUGAGGGUUACGAACUGGCCCAUGACUUCGAGCCCUACAAACAACAGCUCCAGUUUAACCUGCAGAAUACAAGAAACAACUUCUUGAGCACUAAGCAGGAAGUGGAAAACCUGAUGAACCGGGUUCGAUCUGCAGAUCAGGAUCAAAAGCCCCCGGGCCAGUGGACUAUGGAAGGCUACCUGUAUGUCCAGGAGAAGCGGCCUUUGGGUUGCACAUGGACACGUCAUUAUUGUACAUAUGACAAAGAUAAUCAAACCUUCAGCAUGUGCAACACAGAGGCAAAACCAGCAGCCAAACAGAACGCCGUCACUUCAAAUCCCCCUGAGAAGUUCAGGCUCAAGUCCUGUAUUAGAAGAAAGACUGACUCCAUUGAUAAACGCUUCUGUUUUGAUAUUGAAGUGGUGGAAAGGCACGGUAUUAUCACUCUACAAGCGCUGUCCGAGUCCAACAGGAGGCUCUGGCUGGAAGCCAUGGAUGGGAAAGAGCCGAUAUACAAUCUUCCUGCUAUUCUAAGCAAGAAAGAAGAAACAUAUUUAAAUGAGGCUGGCUUUAAUUUUGUGAGGAAGUGUAUACAACUGGUGGAGGUCAGAGGGCUCAACACUAUGGGUUUGUACAGAGUCGGUGGAAUAAAUUCAAAAGUGCAGAAGCUCAUGACCACAGUCUUCUCACCCAAAGCAGCAUCAGAUCUGGAUCUGGACCCAGACACUUGGGACAACAAGACCAUCACCAGCGGCCUCAAGAAUUACCUCAGGUGUCUUUCUGAGCCUCUCAUGACGUACAAACUCCACUCUGAUUUCCUCUUGGCUGUCAAAUCUGACGAUCAGAACUACAGAGUGUGUGCAGUUCAUUCGCUGGUGCAUAAACUCCCUGACAAGAACAAAGAGAUGCUGGAGAUAUUAAUCAAACAUCUGCUCAAUGUUUCCAGUCACAGUGAAAGUAACAGGAUGACGGUAUCUAAUCUGGGGGUGAUCUUCGGCCCUACACUCAUGCGCUCACAAGAGGAAACUGUUGCUGCCAUGAUGAACAUCAAAUUCCAAAAUAUUGUGGUGGAAAUUCUCAUUGAAAAUUUGGAAAAGAUAUUUCAUCAAGCACCAGACCCUAAUGUCCCCCUACUGCAGCCUCUGUCCCGUCCAGAGUCCCGCAGGAGCAGAGCCAUUGGUCUGACAUCGGGACCUCGCAAACCCAGGAGCCUCUACACACCCUCACUGUGCCUGGCGGAUGCUGACAGUGACACGUUCAGCAGUAGUUCGGGCAGCACUCCAAUCGGCAGCAUGGACUCGCUCUCCUCCCACUCCUCUGAGCAGAACAGCUCCUCCAAAACCUGCUCGUCUCCACAGCACAAGGACAAGCCCCCCUUCCCCGGGCCGCGAAGCCCUUUCUCCCGCUCCUCCAGCGAGCUGCAGGGCCCCAGCAGCCCAGACUCCAGCUCCAGAGAGCAGGUCUGUCCCACGGACGAGUCCUGCAGGGGGAACAUCAGGUCUACAACAGCUCCUACUAAAGCUCCUCAUGCACAGCUGAACCGCUCCAUUGCUCAGUCUCUGAGAUCCUUACAUUUAACUGAAGGAGUGUGUAAGAGUUUUGCAGGCUCUGUGAAUAGUCUGGUGUGUGUCGACGGCUCUAAAUCCACCACCUGCCUUGAUGUGCCACCUAAAGCACUCCUGCGGAGAAAGAUGGACAACAACAGCUCAACUAAUGGCUAUCAGAGACCAGGAUCUGUAGUGGCUGCCAGAGCUCUGCUGUUUGAGAACCCAUCAGCUGUUAAACAUCCUCCUUUAGGAAGAGAUGCGAAAGCCAUUUAUUCCUGUGAAGCCGAACACAGCAAUGAACUGAGUUUCCCACAGGGGGCGCACUUCUCAAACGUGUAUCCUUCAGUGGAACCCGGCUGGCUCCAAGCAACAUGUGAGGGCAAAACAGGCCUCAUCCCUGAAAAUUAUGUGGUGUUUCUCUGACAGCGUCCAACCAGGAGUGGCCAAGAAUUUCAUGGUAUCCAUGGCGACGUCAAUUUUAAACCAAGAGCUUUAAGCAUAAAUCAAUUAUCAAGUAGGUGCAGUGUAUAGAUAGGCCAUUAUGAUUGUUAAUGAAGAGAUUCUUAAGAUUAACAGAUCGUAUUAAGAGAUAAUUAAGAGAUUGUGUACAGUACACAAACCUCACUCAUAAAGCACAGUGGUGAUUCAUGUCCGGAUAUUAGGAGUAAUUCUUGACUAAUGGGGUUUUACUCAGGCAGAAAUUAAAGUUGAACUUGAAAUGAAAUCACUGAGUAAAGAUACAGAAAUUCACAUCUUAGGAGUUCUGUUAGGUCUGCUGUGUUUUAGAAAACUGUAAUCCUGUCAUGAAAGAUCAGCAAAUAGAUCUAAGAGACAGACGUUCGCUUAUUUUAGUGUCUUUUAGUGAAGGGGAGAAGUUUGAACCUCUGCAAAAAUUAUUUUAUCUGUAAAUGGCUGUCAUAUUUAACAUCGUUCAGCUUACAUUAUCGGCUGUGUAUGUGUGUGUACUGGAUUUGGUGGUUUAGGAGGACACAAUUUGUAAAAUGACAUGGGUAUGACCUUUUAAUUACAAUAUUGAGGUGGUUUAUGAGGACAUGCCUUGCGUCCUUGUGAAUUGAAUCUUUUAGAAAUCAUACUCAGUGGUGUAAAUUUCAAAUUACAAAUACUCAAAUGACUGUAAUUGAGAAGUUUUUCUCAGAAAUUGUAAUUUACUAAGUAGUUUUGACAAUAUGUACUUUUACUUUCCCUUGAGUACAUUUUUUGUGCUGUAUCGGUACUUUUACUCUACUUUUUUUUCCUGCCUGCAGUUGUACUUUAUUUUUUCUUGUCUAUAGAGAUUAGAAAAGUCAGUCCUGUGUUUCCUUUCCAAUCAAAAUCACACAUAGAAGGUAAAUCGCAUCAUACUGAACAACUGCAAGACAUGGGCAAUUUAUAAAUGCAGCAAACUGUUUGGAAGCCUUUAUAGUGUCCAAGAGGAUGUCCAAAAUCUUGACGCUCAAUGACUCAGAGACUGUUUAGAUGCAUGUCACUGAUGAGAAGAUGACAGAUGUUUUCUGUAUGGUGACCGAAAGGGCCUUAAACAAUAACUAAAUGCACUACAGAAUGUUACGUUUACACACACAUACACACACAAAUGACAUUUAAAUGCAUCAGCUUUUUACAGCGUAACACUCACUACUCUUGAGUACUGUUAAAAAAGGUCUUCUUUUUACUCAUACUUUGAGUAAUAUUUAAAACAGAUACUUUUACUCUACUUGCACUACAUUUUUGGGCAAGUAAUGGUACUUUUACUUUCAGUACUUUUUCCACCACUGAUCUUACCUAACGGGGUCAUUUCACUUGCAAAAUUUGCCACAGGUUUUCUGUCAGAGUUGGGUUUAAGGGUACAAUGUAAAAUAUUUGACCUUAAAUUUACAGUAAAUUGCAGGCUAAUAAUUGCAUCACUUUCAUGGUAAGGUACUGUUCGUAUAUUUACAAUAAAUUACUGUGAGGUAGUUCAUAAUUACAAUAAUUCAGAAAAUAUUUCAAAUGCCAAAUAAAAGUGCCUUUACUAAGAUAAAAGAUUAUGUGUAUUAACUUCUGUGUUGAAUAAAAUUAAAAAUGUUUGAAUUCCUACAGUAUAAUUAACGUAUAAUUUAUAUACGAUUUAUAGUAUAAUUUUUACAGUAAUUUACAUUUAGUCAUUUAGCAGACGCUUUUAUCCAAAGCGACUUACAAAUGAGGACAAGGAAGCAUUUACAAAACUAUAAGAGCAGCAGUGAAUAAGUGCUAUAGACAAGUUUCAGGUGUGUAAAGUCUAAGAAGUACUCUCUUUCUGAGAGAGUACAGUUAGUGGUAUAGCCAGAGAGGCAGUUAAGAUUAGGAAGGAAAGUGGAGACUUUAAUGUAUUUAUGAUGCCUGUCUUAAUUUCACAAUAAAAUUCUGAAUUUUUUUUUUUAAAUUUCACAGUAAUAUCCUGUAAAGUGAUACUAAUGUAAUUCACUGUGAAAAAUGACAGUAGCGUUGUGAAAUUCUGGGAAUUUUUUACAGUGUAGGGUAGGAGUAGGGUAAAGCCAUAUAAUAAGCAUUUUUUAACAAUAUAAAAUAUAUUGUGCUUAUAGAGGGUCCUCAUAAACCACCAAAACCAACAUGUGUGUGGUGUGUAUCUGAUCAUAAAUUAACAUACUUUUACUGUCGCGAAUGUUUAAAAGUCUGAGACCGUUUUUACCAUUUGAAGAUUUUAAACAGAAAAUCCAACAGCAUUGUUUAAAAUGCUGCAUUACUGUAGAUGAAAAUUCUGUCAUUAUUUACAUAUCCUUUCGUUGAUCCAAGUCUGUACGAAUUUCUUUGUUCUGUUAAACACAAAAGAUAUUUUAAAAAUGUUGCUAACCAGACUGGAUGCGUUUCUUUUGACAUUCAUAUAUAUACAGUUGAAGUCAGAAUUAUUAGCCCCAUGAAUUAAUAGCCCCCCUUGGCAUUUCCUCAAUUAAAUCUUUUUCAGCACAUUUCUAAACAUAAUAGUUUUAAUAACUCAUUUCUAAUAACUGAUUUAUUUUAUCUUUGCCAUGAUGACAGUAAAUAAUAUUUAACUAGAUAUUUUUCAAGACACUUCUAUACAGCUUAAAGUGACAUUUAAAGGCUUAACUAGGGUAAUUAGGUUAACUAGGCAGGUUAGGGUAAUUAGGCAAGUCAUUGUAUAACGACGGUUUGUUCUGUACUCUAUUGAAAAAAUAGCUUACAGGGGCUAAUAAUUUUGACCUUAAAAUGGUUCAUAAAAAAUGAAAAAAUGCUUUUAUUCUAGCUGAAAUAAAACAAAUAAGACUUUCUUCAGAAGAAAAAAUAUUAUCAGGUGUACUGUGAAAAUUUCCUUGCUCUGUUAAACAUCAUUUAGGAAAUAUUUAAAAAAGAAAAUAAAUUCAAA